This is a messenger RNA of Paramisgurnus dabryanus, 1129 nucleotides long. RefSeq names its product C3a anaphylatoxin chemotactic receptor-like. Gene Ontology annotation, cellular component: plasma membrane. The record is from RefSeq and is a predicted model, not a curated record. NCBI's taxonomy places the organism in Eukaryota, Metazoa, Chordata, Actinopteri, Cypriniformes, Cobitidae. Gene Ontology annotation, biological process: positive regulation of cytosolic calcium ion concentration; inflammatory response; phospholipase C-activating G protein-coupled receptor signaling pathway. Gene Ontology annotation, molecular function: G protein-coupled receptor activity; complement receptor activity.
UUUGACAACAUCUAUCUGUACAUUACCUGAAGACAGAAGAGAGAAAAUAAAGACAAAGAAAAUGGUUGGCACAACUUUGGGACCUCAAGAUCAGACCAAAGGAAACUUACCAAACAAUAAAAUCUUCGGGAUAUGCAUAUAUUUCGUCAUCUUAGUCGUAGGAGGCAUUGGAAAUGGACUUGUCAUCUUUGUGACUGGCUACAAAAUGAAGAGGACAGUCAACUCCAUUUGGUUUCUCAACUUGGCGAUUGCAGAUUUUCUCUUAAUUACAAUCUUGGUUUACGAAAUUGUUGUUGCCUUUGACAGUAGUUUACCCUUGAACAAACACAUCAGUGCAUGUAUGAAUUUUAUUUAUGCACUAAAUAUGUUUGCAAGUGUUUUCUUUCUGACAGUUAUCAGUGUGGAUCGAUGUCUGUGCACAUGGUUUGUUGUUUGGGUUCAGAACAAACGAACUUUAGUCAAAGCCAAGAUCAUCAGUGUAUUUGUGUGGAUUUUAUCCAUCUGCUGCAGCUUCCCUAUUGGCAUUGCUGAGUAUGUACAUAACAAAGAAAAUUAUAGCAAUGUCUAUAUGCCUCAGUACACAUUCAGGCUCAUUGUUGGAUUUGUAAUUCCCUUUAUAAUCAUUGCAUCUUCCUACAUAGCUAUUGGUGUGCGGGUAAAACGUCUCAAAAUAGGAAAACAGCUUCGUCCUUACCGGAUCAUAUCUGUGAUUUUGGCUUUUUUCAUAUGCUGGUUUCCUCUUCAUGUUCUCAGUUUGUGUUUCAUAAGUGCUGUGAAGUAUAACUGGAGUGACAGUGCCAGAGAGAAACUUAAGACUGCAUAUCCUUUUGUAAACUGUCUGGCUUAUCUUAACAGUUGUCUGAACCCCAUUCUCUAUGUGUUCAUGUGUGAUGAGUAUAAGAAGAAACUUAAAAAGUCUCUCCUGCUGGUGUUUGAGGGGGCUUUUACAGAAGAGCAUCUGAGUUUAAGAUCAACUCCACUUCCUCACAACUCUCAAUGUCAGCAGGUAGUAAAUGUACAGACAGAAAAAACAACCAUCUGAUCCUUUGCUGACAGCAAGAGAACAAAACAAUUUUGAGCUUCAGUCUUUAGAUGAUUGGGGACAUAAAUUUGUAAUUUGGAAAUAAAG